GAAAUCGACAGGAAACCUUCUCUGCAUGCGUUUUGUUGCAGUAUAUAAACACAUGCCGCGGCCCGCUCACCCCCAUCAGAUCAACAUCGUCAUAGUUGUCUAGGAAAAGCAAAGCACCUAGCUUCUGUGAUCGUCUCAGCCAUUAGCUUCCAGCACCGACGUAGAGGUAUCGAAAAGUAAAAAUAAAACGCACCGGCGCACGGCCGCUCAGCUUUCUUGGUUUUCAUCUCUCUUCGGUAUUGGUUGGUUGAAAGCGAGGGAAUACUUUUGUUAUCGCAGGUAUAGAACAUGGGGCAAAGAACUAAGCUAUGUACUAAUCAGAUGACUGAUUUUGAAUCGGGUCGACAUGGCCAGAAUUAUAUCCGUCCUGAGAACCCAUCCUUUACACAACCUAAUGUCAGAACAAUGGCAUCAGCUUCAGAUAACGCAGCUAAUGUCGACGCCCAAGUUGUACUAGACCACUGUGACAAUGUCAUAAACCAUGGGAUGACGCAGUUCAAUGAAAUUCAGCAUCAUCAUAAUCUAAGUGUUGCACCUGCAACCAACUUUUGUUGUUCCGAGUCUUCCGACAUGACGCCUUCAUUUGGGGCCUCCAGUCAGUUGUCAUCUUCCAGCAAUUAUGGAGUCAUUGGAGGUUCUGCAGAUGAGCAUGGAAGGAACUCUCACUUCAGGGAUGAUGUCAGGGUUCCACGCGAGAGAAAAUAUUCUGAAGGAAUUUCUGGUAGUUUCCAACGUGGUAAUUCCUCGUCAAGCUUUAGUUCUUCAGUUGCCCCCUCAAAUAAUAGGCAUCCUGAAGGAGUUGUUGUGAUUGAUUCUGCACCUUUUGCCCUGCCUGUGUAUAGAGGGCCUCGUUUUCCAUCAAUCAUAAGAGUAGGACAUCCAAGUAGUUUGAGGAACAGAUCAGGCUUUACUGGGAUGGAUUUUCUUAGGUUCCAUGAUCAUACUCAAUUGAUUCAAGACAACAAUACGGUUCAGUAUAUUCAACCGGCUGGUACUCUCUCGUUGGACCAACAGUUGAGCAGUCAUCCUGGCGAUAGGGGUACUUCGUCCUGGAACCAGGCUUCUGCAACACCUUACGUGCAUGUCGUCACAGGCAGCAAUGUCAAUGGAGGUUCUAUGGAUACCCGGAGCAUUGGCAUGCAGAGAUACCAUGAAACAGCUGGCAGCAGCAGUUCUCCUAGUUUUCCGCGUCCUCCUCCCAUCAACCACCGGCACCACUAUCAUCAUCAUCCAAACCUGCCAAUGCAAGGAGUGAGAGGCCAGAAUAUUAAUUCUCACCCCCAAGUGGCUGCAGCUUCAUAUAGAAUUCCUACAAAUCCUUCGCACAGCACUCUGCGUUCUGCUCAUAACAGUUUGGAGAUGGGUCAUAGGCAUCCUGUAUCUGUUCGAUCAACUGGACUUCGGAUAUAUCGUCCUCACAUAAGGGGAUUUGUGCCUGAGGCAACUCUUAGACAACGUAGCUUGCCACACUUGAGAGUUCUGCGGGCUGAUGAAACUGCUGUGAUAGAUCUGCCAGAAUUCUAUCAGGUGGUGAACCGGAUGGACCAUAACAGAGACACACGGUUGGAUGUUGAAGAGCAUGUGUCUUAUGAGGAGCUUCUGGCAUUGGGGGAACAGAUUGGCAAUGUAAGCACUGGGUUGUCAAAGGAAAUGAUCACAAGUCAAUUAAGGACAAAAACUUAUGAAUCAUUCGCUACCAUUAACAAUUUGGAAGAGGCAAUUUGUGAGGAUCAGGAAGCUGAUUUAUGCGUUAUAUGUCAGGAUGAAUACAAGAACCAAGAGAAUAUAGGACUUCUUGAUUGUGGGCAUGAGUAUCAUGCGGAUUGCUUAAAGAAGUGGCUGCUCGUUAGGAAUGUCUGCCCCAUAUGCAAAUCUGAAGCACUGACCACAGGAAGGAAGGACCCAUAGAAAUGGGGGUGAGAGCUAGAAGAUUAAAGUGAAAAAAUUUUCCAUUUGUAUUUUCACUUUAAAAAGCUCACUACAGUAACAAGUUGAUAUUAUGAAAGUGUACUAGCGCAUAAGACUAACAGUUACAUUGCCCCACUCAUUUAUUCGCUGGUUUCUGGAAAACUGUACGCACUUUCUCGUGUGAGUAUGCCUAAACUAAAAAAGUAUGCUCUGUAGGCUUUAUUCUAUCAUAUGCAAUGAACCUGAUCGCAAUGAAAAUCCAUUGGUACUUGUUGAUGAA
Messenger RNA from Carya illinoinensis, 2188 nucleotides. RefSeq names its product probable E3 ubiquitin-protein ligase ZFP1. The transcript is spliced from 6 exons. Bases 289 to 1908 code for a protein of 539 amino acids. Gene Ontology annotation, molecular function: ubiquitin protein ligase activity. The record is from RefSeq and is a predicted model, not a curated record. Gene Ontology annotation, cellular component: nucleus. Lineage: Eukaryota; Viridiplantae; Streptophyta; Magnoliopsida; Fagales; Juglandaceae.